Molecule: messenger RNA, 858 nt
Organism: Pistacia vera
Lineage: Eukaryota; Viridiplantae; Streptophyta; Magnoliopsida; Sapindales; Anacardiaceae
Product: hevamine-A-like
Exons: 1
Coding region: 1-858 (285 amino acids)
Biological process (GO): carbohydrate metabolic process
Cellular component (GO): extracellular region
Molecular function (GO): chitinase activity
Source: RefSeq, a predicted model, not a curated record
AUGCAUUUAUUUAGCCACAAUUAUUUAUUUCCUUGGUCCCAACAUAACAACUUGCAGCCUAACGGAUUCAGAAUUAGAAACAUCUUUCUGACCUUGAUUCAAAAUGCGUAUAAAUCAAACGCCGGAGUCAUUGUGGUAUACUGGGGCCAAAACGGGAAUGAGACCACACUCACAUCAACAUGUGCCACAGGAAAUUACGAAAUCGUUAACAUAGCUUUCCUUUCACAAUUUGGCAAUGGCCAAAAGCCGCAAAUCAACUUAGCUGGUCACUGUAACCCAGCAUCAAAUGGUUGCCAAAGCGUGAGUACAGACAUUAGAUAUUGCAAAAGCCGAGGAAUUAAGGUGCUGCUUUCAAUUGGAGGUGGUGCCGGCAGCUACUCCUUGUCAUCAGAUGAUGAUGAUGCUAGGAGUGUCGCAGCUUAUUUAUGGAACAACUUUUUAGGGGGAAAAUCGAAUUCGAGACCACUUGGUGAUGCCGUAUUGGAUGGUAUAGAUUUUGACAUUGAGAUGGGUAAUGGUGCUCACUAUCCUACGCUUGCCAUGGCUUUGUCGGAACACAGUCAAGGAGGAAAGAAAAUAUACUUGGGUGCAGCUCCACAGUGUCCAUUCCCUGACCAAUAUCUCAAUGCAGCACUUACUACGGGACUGUUUGACUAUGUCUGGGUCCAGUUUUACAAUAAUCCUCCUUGUGAGUUUAGCUCUAGCAGUCCAAACAACUUUCAGAACUCUUGGAACAAAUGGACGUCGUCAAUUAAAGCUGGUAAAUUCUUUGUUGGGCUUCCAGCUUCGCCUUCUAGUGGAGAUGCUAGCAAUGGUUAUGUUUCACCCAAUGACCUCAUAUCGCAAGUUAAAAAAUAA